UUCUCGUCUCAAUUUAUUCCAAUGUUCUAUUUCCGAAAACAUGACGUUAUGUGCGGCGAGGCUCGGCGAGUGCCUGACCUUAGACCUGGUCCUUAGGCUCGAAGGCGCAAAUGAGUCACCAUGAGUCGAGCUUCAUCACUCUCUAUCAACUCCCCGAUUGGGCUUCACAGGAGACGCAACAAUUUACAGCCUCGAUUGAGAUCCAAUACAAGACGAAUUGAGAGGUACAAGUAUUACUCUCCAUUCCUAUGUUCAUUGUCUCUUCAAUUCAUUCAUCAACAACGACAACUUUUACGCUUUAGUUGGAGAAGAGAGGGUUCUGCCAAUCAGUACACAAGUUAUGCCAGACGCAACGACAAACACGACAACGGCAGGCGCAAAUACCACUGAGCAGGAGCUCAGUUGCACAACAUGCCUUGCAAAUUUCGAGAGUAAGGAGGCGAAGAGAGCGCAUAUGAAAGAGGAGUGGCACGUUUAUAACCUGAAACGAAAGAUUGCUGCACUACCUCCGAUUUCCUUCAAGGUAUUCGACACGCAAGUGCUAGCCUCGGAAUCUGGAAGUGAGGAUGAGAGGUGGGAGGCACAUGCCAAGGCAAAGAACCACGUCAUGAGGUCCGACGAGCUGGAAUCUCUUGCACCGGAAGACUUUGCUUCACUCAGCCCUCUUUCGUCUAAUGAGGAAGAGGAUUUUGACCCGGCGCAAUGCCUAUUCUGCAACUUGGAGUCUCCUUCGAUGCAGGACAAUUUGAAGCAUAUGUCCGAGGCCCACACUUUCAUCAUCCCUUCCGCUGACCACCUCACCGACGUCCCCUCCCUGCUCCAUUACCUCCAUAUCCUGGUCUACGUCUUCCACGAAUGUCUUUUCUGUCAUAAGGAAAGAAAUACAAAAGCUGGAGCGCAGGACCAUAUGCGAGGGAAGGGGCAUUGCAAGCUCGAUCUUGACGACGAAGAGAGUGAGCUGUGGGAGUUCUAUGAUUUCGGUUCCGAAGGAAGCGAAAAGGGCGAUGUGGAGAUUAGAGACGGCGUGGUGAAGAUCGAAGAUUCGCUCCGUCUCCCAUCCGGCAAAGUCCUAGGUCAUCGAACGCAACCUCGAUCAUCCCAACGACAUCCCUCAACGCGACGACGCUCUAAAUCUCCUCAGCAACAUCUUCUCACUGAAAGUGGAGAUGAAGCUGAAAUAUCGACUGACACUACGGAAUCGAAGGAUCAGAAGGUGGUAUUGAGAAAAGGUGCGGAGAUGAGUCUAGCGGGAAUAUCAGGCCUGCAGCAACGGGCUUUGAUGGUGAUGGAGAGGCAGAGGGAGGGUCUUCAGGCUAGGGUCAGGAAUGAGUAUCAGGGCAGUCUGGAGAGAGGCGCGAAUAGGCAGAAGAGGUUUAGGGUCAAGCAUAUGGGGAAGAAGAGGGGUGGGUUGGAGAAGAGGUUGGGGUGAGGAGGUGCGGGAAGGAGCAUGAUAUAGGUCCAGCAACGAGGAGCGCUGCUUGAUGAGGACUGCAGAUGCAUUGCACACUGGCAGAGUACAGAUUGUACCGGACACCAAUUUAUGGGAACAAAUGCAGAUGUGCAUGCGGUGCCUCGUUCGGCAUCUUCCGGAGGGGCUUAAUGGGGGGCCUUAGGGGGGAAGAGUAUGCAACCCCUGGAUAUUGGGCUGGCAACGUUGCCCAGCACCAUUCAUUGACUGCACAAUAGUUUUCAACAAAUAAUAAAUGUUUACAGUAUCAGCAACACAUUUUCAAAUUCUCAUUCCAGCCAGAAUGUGAACUAGAC
Hyaloscypha bicolor E is the source of this 1764-nucleotide messenger RNA. RefSeq lists its product as uncharacterized. The transcript is spliced from 2 exons. Gene Ontology annotation, cellular component: preribosome, large subunit precursor. Gene Ontology annotation, biological process: ribosomal large subunit biogenesis. The record is from RefSeq and is a predicted model, not a curated record. NCBI's taxonomy places the organism in Eukaryota, Fungi, Ascomycota, Leotiomycetes, Helotiales, Hyaloscyphaceae. The coding region runs from base 341 to 1429 and encodes 362 amino acids.